Molecule: messenger RNA, 17199 nt
Organism: Monodelphis domestica (gray short-tailed opossum)
Lineage: Eukaryota; Metazoa; Chordata; Mammalia; Didelphimorphia; Didelphidae
Gene: KMT2C
Product: lysine methyltransferase 2C
Biological process (GO): positive regulation of transcription by RNA polymerase II
Cellular component (GO): MLL3/4 complex; nucleus
Molecular function (GO): protein binding; histone H3K4 methyltransferase activity; transcription coactivator activity
Source: RefSeq, a predicted model, not a curated record
GGUCGUUCGCUCGCUCCAUGUUGCCUCCUCUCCUGGUACCUGCUGCUGCCGCCGCCGCCGCCGCCGCCGCCGCCGCGCUCGGGGCUGCGGGAAAUGCGAGAGGCUGAGCCGAGGAGGAGUCGCAGGAGCAGCCGAGGCGGCGGCGGCGGCGGGAGGAGCCCCCUAGCAGCAGCAGCAGCAGCAGGAGGAGGAGGAGGAGAACGACGACAAGGAGGAUCCAUGUGUCUUUCCUGGUGACUAGGAUGUCGUCGGAAGAGGACAAGAGCGGGGAGCAGCCCCAGCCGCCGCCGCCGCCGCCGCCGCCGCCGCCGCCGCCGCCCCCAGAGGAGCCCGGAGCCCCGGCGGCCCCGAGCCCCGCAGCCGCAGACAAAAGACCUCGGGGCCGGCCUCGCAAAGAUGGCGCUUCCCCUUUCCAGAGAGCCAGAAAGAAGCCUCGAAACAGAGGAAGAACUGCAGUUGAGGAUGAUGAUAGUAUGGAUGGGUUGGAGACAGCAGAAACAGAAAACACCGUUGAAACAGAAGUCAAAGAACAAUCUGCGGAGGAGGAUGGUGAAACAGAAUUGGACAGCAGCAAGCAGCUAACACCAGCUCUCCAGCGCUCAGUGUCUAUGGAAUCCUCAAGCUCUACUGUUUCUGUUGGUGUAGAAGCUAAAAUCAGAGAACAACUAUGUGCUUUUUGUUACUGUGGUGAAAGAAGCUCAUUAGGACAAGGAGAAUUAAAACAGUUCUGUCCAACACCAGAAUUCAUCAUCCCCUGGAAAAAGCAACCUCUGAAUAAGAAGGACACUGAUGACAACAGCGAUGGAACGAAUGACAAAACACAAUACCCAGUGCCACGUAAACAAAGAGGACAGAGAAAAGAGCGAUCUCCUCGGCAGAGCAUAACAUCUUAUGUAAAUGUAAGCACCCAAACUGCUUCAGAUGAUCAGACUGGUAAAUUAUGGGACGAACUCAGUCUGGUUGGCCUUCCAGAUGACAUUGAUUUCCAAGCCUUAUUUGAGUCCACUGGUCACUUUUGGGCUCAUCACCGUUGCGCAGAAUGGUCUCUGGGAGUAUGCCAGGCAGAAGAACAGGCAUUAAUGAACGUGGACAAAGCUGUUGUCUCAGGGAGCACAGAACGAUGUGCAUUUUGUAAGCACCUUGGAGCCACUAUCAAAUGCUGUGAAGAAAAAUGUACCCAGAUGUACCAUUACCCUUGUGCUGCUGGAGCAGGCACUUUUCAGGAUUUCAGUAAUUUCUCCCUUCUCUGUCCAGAACACAUUGACCAGGCUCCUGAAAGAUCUAAGGAAGAAGCAAACUGUGCUGUGUGUGAUAGUCCUGGAGACCUUGUAGAUCAAUUCUUUUGUACUACUUGUGGCCAGCAUUACCAUGGAAUGUGCCUGGAUAUAGCAGUCACACCAUUAAAGCGAGCAGGUUGGCAGUGUCCUGAUUGCAAAGUGUGCCAGAACUGCAAGCAUUCUGGAGAAGAUAGCAAGAUGCUGGUAUGCGAUACAUGUGACAAAGGAUAUCAUACUUUUUGUCUUCAACCAAUUAUGGAUUCUGUACCAACAAAUGGCUGGAAAUGCAAAAAUUGCAGAAUUUGUGCAGAAUGUGGCACUCGAACCAGCUCGCAGUGGCACCACAAUUGCCUUGUGUGUGACAGUUGUUAUCAACCACAAGAUAAUCUAUCCUGCCCUUUCUGUGGAAAGUGUUACCAACCAGACUUGCAGAAAGACAUGUUGCAUUGUCACAUGUGCAAAAGAUGGAUUCAUAUAGAAUGUGACAAACCAGCAGAUACUGAAUUAGAUUCACAGUUAAAAGAAGAGUAUGUCUGCAUGUAUUGUAAACAGUUAGGAGAUAUGGAUCCAGUUCAACCUUGUGAUGAAAUGGAGACUUCUGAACUAAUUCCCCAGCCUGUGACAGAUUCUGUUAAUGAAAUGGAAACAGAAAAACCCGAUGAAGGUUUGGCAUUUCUGGACCAAGCUGUGAAGAGUAAUUCUGUACAUCAAGAGUUAAUCCCUGAAAUUGUUCCAGUUGCUGUCCAUGAAGGUGAAGAAGAACUGACUAAUAUCAAGAAUGAUAAUUCAUCAGAAAGACUUAUAACAGGCAGUCCUCUAAUUCCUGAUCCCACACAUGAUAAAUUAAAUGCUGAUGUUCAAAAUGAAGUUUCACAUCAAGCUGAUGAAGAUGAAAUGGAAACAUCUGACAAAAUGGUAGAAGCCAUUUAUGAUGAAAGUCAAAAUCAAAAUAAGAUGGAAGUGACAGAAAAUGAUUUCACACUGACAAAAAUGAAGGUUUCACAAAAUGAAGAAGAGCCACAGGCCUUACAAGAGUCCCACACAGCAGGACCUAUUGAAGAAUCACCAUCUCCACAGUUAACACCUGAAAAUAUUACUGCAGUCUCAGAAGUUUCACCAUCUAUAUGUAUAGAAAAAACUGUUCUAAUUACAACGAAUGAAUUGGGAAUAGAAAAGUUUCAAGGAGAAAUUGAAAAAGAUGAAAUCUCUGAAGUUUCAUCUAGUAUUGUAGAAAUGGAAUCUGUCCCUAGCUUUGACAGUUGUUUAAAAGUUAGUUCACCUCCAGAAGAAAAACUCAUAAAAUCACCAUCUGAGACAGAUUCAGCAUUUUCAUCCACAGCUGAUAUAAGCAAGAGAAAUAUGUGUUCCCCUUCCUUAGUAUCUUUAGACUUGACAUCGACAAAUGAUAUGCUUCAUAAUGAACCUUCAAAUUUACAUUGUUCUGCUGGAAACAUUAUGCCAACAACUUAUAUCUCAGUCACUCCAAAAAUUGGCAUGGGUAAACCAGCUAUUACCAAAAGAAAAUUUUCUCCAGGGAGACCUCGGUCAAAACAGGGGGCUUGGAGUACCAAUAAUACCGUGAGCCCACCUUCCUGGUCCCCAGACAUUUCAGAAGGUCGGGAUAUUUUUAAACCCAGACAGCUUACUGGAAGUACCAUUUGGAGCAUCAAAGUGGGUCGUGGAUCUGGAUUUCCUGGGAAAAGAAGACCACGGGGUGCAGGACUUUCAGGACGAGGCGGGCGAGGUAGAUCCAAACUCAAAAGUGGGAUUGGAGCUCUUGUUCUUCCAGGGGUCACUUCUAUGGAUAUUUUAUCAUGUAAAGAUGAAGAAGAAAAUUCCAUGCAUAACACAGUAGUUCUGUUUUCUAGCAGUGACAAAUUUACUUUACAUCAGGAUAUGUGUGUAGUUUGUGGAAGCUUUGGCCAAGGGGCAGAAGGAAGGCUACUUGCAUGUUCUCAGUGUGGUCAGUGUUACCAUCCAUACUGUGUCAGUAUUAAGAUCACCAAAGUCGUACUUAGUAAAGGCUGGAGGUGUCUGGAAUGUACAGUUUGUGAAGCUUGUGGCAAGGCUACUGAUCCAGGACGACUUCUUCUUUGUGAUGACUGUGACAUAAGCUAUCACACUUACUGCCUGGAUCCUCCAUUGCAAACUGUUCCCAAAGGAGGCUGGAAGUGUAAAUGGUGUGUUUGGUGCAGACAUUGUGGAGCAACAUCUCCAGGUCCACGAUGUGAAUGGCAAAACAAUUAUACACAGUGUGCCCCAUGUGCAAGUUUAUCUAUCUGUCCUGUCUGCUGUCGAAAUUAUAGAGAAGAGGAUCUUAUUCUGCAAUGCAGACAGUGUGAUAGGUGGAUGCAUGCAGUCUGCCAGAAUUUAAAUACUGAGGAUGAAGUAGAAAAUGUAGCUGAUAUUGGGUUUGAUUGUACUAUGUGCAGACCCUAUAUACCUACAGCAAACGUGCCUUCCUCAGACUGCUGUGAAUCAUCAGUUGUAGCACAAAUUGUUACAAAAGUAAAAGAGCUAGAUCCCCCGAAGACCUACACACAGGAUGGAGUUUGUUUGACCGAAUCAGGAAUGUCUCAAUUACAGAGCCUUACUGUUACAGUUCCAAGAAAAAAGCGGUCUAAACCAAAGUUGAAACUAAAGAUCAUAAACCAGAAUAGUGUAGCUGUUCUCCAAACACCCCCAGACAUCCAGUCAGAGCAUUCAAGGGAUGGUGAAAUGGAUGAUAGUAGAGAAGGUGAUCUUAUGGAUUGUGAUGGGAAAUCAGAUUCUAGUCCUGAGCGCGAAGCUGUGGAUGAUGACCCUAAGGGUGUAGAAGGAACCGAUGGAAUCAAAAAAAGAAAACGAAAACCAUAUAGACCAGGUAUUGGUGGCUUCAUGGUACGCCAAAGAAGUCGAACUGGGCAAGGAAAAACCAAACGAUCUUUGACAAGAAAAGAUUCUUCAGGUUCUGUUUCUGAACAUUUACCUGUCAGAGAUGAUGGUUGGAAUGAACAGUUACCAGAUACUCUGGUUGAUGAAUCUAUUCCUAUCUCUGACAGCACUGAGAAAAUAAAGAAGAGAUACAGAAAAAGGAAAAAUAAGCUUGAAGAAACUUUUCCUGCAUAUCUGCAGGAAGCUUUCUUUGGAAAAGAUCUUCUAGAUACAAUUAGGCAAAACAAGCUGUGCCUAGAUAACUUGUCAGAAGAAUCAGCAUCUCAGCUACCUUGUAAAACUAAUAUGAACACAAACUUUUUAGAUCCAUCUUCUGAUCCCUUGCUUAGCUCAACCUCAACUCCAGUGAAACCAGGAACUCAAGGUAAUGCUGAUGAUCCAUUAGCUGACCUCUCAGAUGUAUUAAACACAGAAGAUGAUAUUCUAGGAAUACUUUCUGAUGAUUUAGUAAAAUCUGCAGACCCUUCUGGUCUUGAUUUAUGCACUUUCCAGGUUGAGAACUCACCUUCCCCAUUUGCUGGCCUAGAUAUUGGUUCCAUCUCUGAUGAUCCUUCCUCUUUGCCUCAGCCAAACGUUAAUCAAAGUUCACGACCACUGAGUGAAGAACAAUUAGAUGGCAUCCUCAGUCCUGAACUAGACAAAAUGGUCACAGAUGGUAAAAUAUUUGCCCUACAUCUAGGCUUUCUAAAAGACAUGAGAGCAAUUCUUGGAAAAUUGUAUAAAAUUCCAGAGCUUGGAGGAAAAGAUGUUGAAGACUUAUUCACUGCUGUACUGAGUCCUGCUACUACUCAGCCAACUCCACUGCCACAACCUCCUCCACCACCACAUUUACUUCCAUUACACAAUCAGGGAGAUGGUGUUUUUUCUCGGGUGCCACUUAUGAAUGGCCUUAUUGGACCUAAUCCUCAUCUUCCACAUAAUUCUUUGACUCCUGGAAAUGGAUUAGGAAAUUUCUCUUCUAUAACACAAUCCCCUUAUACUGAUACCAGGGAUAAAAAUCCUGUUCUGAAUCCGAUGGGAAGUGAUCCUCAUAGCUCCUGGCCAUCAUCAGUCCCUACAAUGGAAAGUGAAAGUGAUACUUUGUCUAACACCCAGAGAAGCACUCUCAAGUGGGAGAAAGAAGAGGCACUGGGGGAAAUAGCAACAGUGGCACCUGUUCUCUACACCAACAUCAAUUUUCCCAACCUCAAGGAAGAAUUCCCAGAUUGGACCACAAGAGUGAAGCAGAUUGCUAAAUUGUGGAGAAAAGCAAGUUCACAGGAAAGAGCUCCAUAUGUGCAAAAAGCAAGAGAUAACAGAGCUGCUCAACGUAUUAAUAAAGUACAGAUGUCAAAUGAUUCCAUGAAGAGGCAGCAACAGCAGGAUAGUAUCGACCCUAGUUCUCGUAUUGAUUCAGAUCUAUUUAAAGAUCCAUUAAAGCAAAGAGAAUCUGAACAUGAGCAGGAGUGGAAAUUCAGACAGCAAAUGCGACAAAAAAGUAAACAGCAAGCAAAAAUUGAAGCCACACAGAAAUUGGAACAAGUGAAAAAUGAACAACAGCAACAGCAGCAGCAGCAGCAGCAGCAGUUUGGUUCCCAAUCACUUGUGAACCAGUCUGGGUCUGACACUCCUAGCAGUGGAAUACAAAGCCCUUUAACUCCUCAGCCUGGUAAUGGAAGUAUGUCUCCUGCACAGUCAUUCCACAAAGAUCUGUUUACCAAACCACAGCUCCCUGGACCCCCGACUACAGCAGCUUCAGAUGAUGUAUUUCUAAAACCCCAAGCUCCUCCUCCUCCUCCUCCUCCAGCCCCUGUCCGCAUCCCAGUGCAGGAAGCCCUUCCUCAAACUCAAACUUCUCCAUCACCAUCCUCACACAUGUUUUCAUCAGGUUCUUCAAGCUCACAGCCUCCCUCUCCAGUGGAUCCUUAUGCUAAAAUGGUGGGAACCCCUAGACCACUUCCAGCAGGUCCGAAUUUUCCUCGAAGAAAUUCUGUUGGACCAGUAGAAACCUGCACAACUCCCUUGUCUCGUUCCAUUCAAGUAACUGAAACAACAGCAAGUAGGCUUUCAUCUGCCAGGGAUGUGUGUUCUUCCUCUUCAGCUAGUAGUGACCCCUAUGCAAAACCCCCAGAUACACCUAGGCCUGUGGUGACAGAUCAAUUUUCUAAACCCUUGGGCAUACCGAGGUCUCCCAUUGUUAUGGAACAAACUGGAAAAGGCCCUUUAACAGCAGCUGGAACGAAUGAUCCCUUCACUAAACCAUCUCCUAGGCCAGAUAGGUUUCAAAGACAAAGGAUGCCUGAUCCAUAUACACGACCCCCUCUGACACCUGCCCCUGUUGAUAGUAGUACUGGACCUUUUAAACCUCCCAUGCACCCUCCUCAACCCCAACAGGAUCCUUUUGGAUCAGUGCCACAAACACCAAGAAGAAUGUCUAUUGACCCCUAUGAAAGGCCUGUUUUGACACCAAGGCCAGUAGACACUUUUGCCCAUAGUCAGUCUAGUGAUCCUUAUAGCCAGCCUCCUCAUACUCCACAUCCUGCAAUGAAUGACUCUUUUGCCCAUCCUUCAAGGGCUUUUUCUCAGUCUGGGGCUAUGUCCAGGCAAACUUCUCAGGACCCUUAUUCACAGCCUCCAGGAACUCCUCAUCCUCUCGCAGAUGCUUUUUCCCAGUCCUCAGGAACACCUCGACCCAUCAAAGAUCCCUAUUCCCAACCUUCUGCAACUGCACGACCUACCACUAUUGAUCCAUAUAUUCAGCAGUCUUCUACCCCCAUGCCCUCUGCACAGGCAGAUUUAUUUGUUUCAUCACCAGGUAAUCAAAGACAUUCUGAUCCUUAUGCCCAUCCUCCUGGAACACCACGACCUGCCAUCCCUGUUCCUUAUUCACAGGGAUCAGCACUUCCAAGGCCAGGGAUUCCAGAAAGUUUUACUAGAUCCCCAAUGACAAGACCAGGGCUUGUGCCAAAUCAAGAUACUUUCCUCCAGGCAACACAAAACAGAGGACCAACUUUAUCAGGGACUUUUGUAAGGUCAUCAGAUGCAUGUUCUCAAACACCAAGACCACCAGGUCCUGCUUUGUCAGAAACUUUUAGUCAUGUUCCUCCAUCCCCUGCUCAUGACCCUUAUGAUCAGCCUCCAAUGACUCCAAGACCUCAAUCUGAUUCCUUUGGAACUAGUCAGAUCAGCCAUGAUGUUGUCGAUCAGCAAAGACCAGGAUCAGAAGGGAAUUUUAAUGCAUCUUCAAAUUCUCCAAUGAAUUCUCAAGGGCAGCAAUUUUCUACUGUCCCCCAAAUUCCUGGUCCAGCACCAACUUUAGCGGUAACAGAUACACAGAAUACCAUAAAUAUGUCUCCAGCAGAUACAGAAAAGCUCAGACAGAGGCAGAAGUUGCGUGAAAUCAUUCUUCAGCAACAACAACAGAAAAAGAAUGCUAUACGGCAAGAAAAAGGAUUACAAGACCCUGGGUCCCUGCAACACUGGCAACCAGAAAAUCUCAACCCGAUGUUUAAUAGACCACCACCUCCUUAUCCUGGGAACAUUCGAGCUCCUGUUGUUCCCCCUGGUGGGCCUAGAUUUCCCCUUUUCCCAAAAGAACGAGGACCAUUUCCUUCUGAUGUUCCUGGCAUGGGAAUAAGGCAUCAUGGGUUAAGAUUUGGAUUCCCAGGUGGGGGCCAUGGUCCACCAUCAAGUCAGGAACGUUUCCUUGUACCACCUCAGCAAAUGCAGGGCCCUGGUGUUCCUCCACAGCUUCGAAGAUCAAUGUCUGUAGAUAUGCCUAGGCCCUUGAGCAACUCACAGAUGAAUAAUCCAGUUGGACUUACACCACAUUUUCCACCACAGGGUAUGCAAGUUCAACAGCAUAACAUCCUGGGUCAAGCAUUUAUUGAAUUGAGGCACCGGGUCCCUGAUGGAAGACCCCGGCUUCCCUUCAACAUUUCUGCUAAUAAUGUCAUGGAACCAACUUCCCAACACCAUCGACAUGGGAACCUUAUACCACGGACAGACUUUCAAGGUCCAAGACCCACAGAUCCAGUCAGGCGGACAUCUCAGUGUAUACCUAGUCAGACAUUGGUGUCUACAAAUUUGGACCAUAUACCAUCAUCUCAGCAAGAGUCGGGCCAAACUGCCCACCCUUCUUCUCUCGUCAUGCGCUCUCUGAGUCUUCCUUCAGGAAAUGAUUUUGCAGGGUCUUCGCUGCCAACUCCAUUAUCAACUGAUGAAUCUAGUAAUUUACAAAUGCCCAGCCAACCCACUGAUAAUCUAGAAGAAAAGCUUGAUCCUGAUGAUCCUUCUGUAAAAGAUUUGGAUGUCAAAGAUCUCGAAGGGGUUGAAGUCAAAGAUUUGGAUGAUGAAGAUCUUGAAAAUUUAAACCUGGACCCAGAAGAUGGCAAAGGAGAUGAGUUAGAUACCCUAGGCAAUUUGGAAACAAAUGAUCCCAACCUUGAUGACCUCUUGAGAUCGGGAGAAUUUGAUAUUAUUGCAUAUACAGAUCCUGAACUUGAUCUGGGUGAUAAGAAAAGUAUGUUUAAUGAGGAAUUGGAUCUAAAUGUACCAAUCGAUGAUAAAUUAGAAAUGCAGUGCAAAACUGAGGAACCAAAAAAGGAUGACAAAAUUGACAGGAAUGUAAUUUCUUCUGAUAAACUUUCUCCAAAGAAAAAGUCUACUAUUGUGAAUGAGAUAAAAACAGAAGUACUCUCUCCACAUUCACAAGAAGAAGCAAAAUCUGAAAAAGAGAAAAGUGAAAACAGUACCAAUACUGCCUGCACCCAGCUUUCUACUGAAACUGAAUUAAAUGAAGUAGAAAAGGCUUCUUCAAUAUCUUGUGAUCAAGAUAGAAUUGAUAAUAGGACUAAUCAGGAAACUGUUGGGUUAAACACACAUGUACAAGGAUCUACUCAGAUGCCUUCUCAAGAUGUAACAAGUGCCUGUAGCAUUACUGAGUCUACUCCAGUUCUCUCAAGUUUACUUGCUAAUGAGAAAUCUGAUAAUUCUGACAUACAGCCAUUGGCGUCUCCUCCACCUUCUUUGCCAGAUACUCAAUCUAAUCAUGUGUCAAGUUUGCCUACAACUUUAAUACCACCUUCUGGACCAGUUUUGGACCAUACAAUGAAUUCUAAUAUGACUGUGGUCUCCAGAAUGAACCAUACUUUUUCUCAAAGUGUAAAUGUAAAUCCAGGAUUCAUCCACAAUCAGCCAGCAAAUCAUAGUUUUGGGACUGGACAAUCUAACAAUCAAGCUGUUUCUGUAGCAAAUCCAUCUGGUCCAAGUAGCAUGUCUGGACCCCAGCAGUUAUUGCUUCCUCAGACAUUAGCUCAGCAGAAUAGAGAAAGACCUCUUCUACUUGAGGAACAACCACUUCUUCUCCAGGACCUUUUGGAUCAAGAGAGGCAGGAACAACAACAGCAGAGACAGAUGCAAGCCAUGAUUCGCCAGCGAUCUGAACCAUUCUUCCCCAAUAUUGAUUUUGAUGCAAUCACAGAUCCUAUAAUGAAAGCAAAAAUGGUAGCUCUUAAAGGGAUUAAUAAAGUAAUGGCUCAAAAUAAUAUGGGGAUGCCACCAAUGGUCAUGAACAGAUUCCCCUUUAUGUCUGGGACACAAAGUAGUGAAGGCCAGAAUCUUUCCCAGCAGACAAUUGCUCAGGAUGGCAGUUUAACACCUCAGAUUUCUAGGCCUAAUCCUCCAAAUUUUGGUCCAGGAUUUGUCAAUGAUUCACAAAGAAAGCAGUAUGAAGAAUGGCUUCAAGAUACCCAGCAGCUUCUCCAGAUGCAACAGAAAUAUCUUGAAGAACAAAUUGGACUGCACAGAAAAUCUAAAAAGGCUCUUUCUGCUAAGCAGCGUACUGCCAAAAAGGCUGGUCGUGAAUUCCCAGAAGAAGAUGCAGAACAAUUGAAGCAUGUUACAGAGCAGCAGAGUAUGGUCCAAAAACGGCUAGAACAGAUUCGUAAACAACAAAAAGAACAUGCUGAGCUCAUUGAGGAUUAUCGAAUCAAACAGCAACAGCAAUGUGCAAUGGCCCCACCUGUCUUGAUGCCAGGAGUCCAGCCUCAGCCCACAAUGGUUCCUGGAGGGUCACCAUCAACAAUAAGUCAGCCAAAUUUUCCAAUGGCAUCACAGCAGCUUCAACACCAACAGCAUACAUCUAUUAUUCCUAGUCAAUCCAAUCCUGCAAGAAUGCCAAAUUUGCCAGGUUGGCAACCUACAAGUACCCCUCCUCGUCUCCCUGUAAAUGCUUCAAGGAUACAGCCUCCAAUGCCUCCAAUACCUAUAAAACCUAAUGCUUCAGCUCCAGGGUCAACUUCAAAUCCAAAUCCACAGGGUGGCCCACCUCCCAUAGUAGAAUUUGAUGACAAUAACCCCUUUAGUGAAAGUUUUCAAGAGCGAGAACGUAAGGAACGUUUACGAGAACAACAGGAAAGACAAAGAAUUCAACUCAUGCAAGAAGUGGACCGGCAGAGAGUUUUGCAACAGAGGAUAGAAAUGGAACAGCAUGGCAUGAUUGGAUCAGAAUUGAAUAAUAGGUCUUUGUCCCAGAUUCCAUAUUUCAAUUCUGACUUACCCUGUGAUUUCAUGCCACAUCCUAGACCCCUUCCACCGUCUCCACAACAUCAACAGCAAAUAGGGCAGGUACUACAACAGCCAGGUAUACAACAGGGAUCUGUGAAUUCACCCCCUAAUCAAACUUUUAUGCAGACUAAUGAAAGACGGCAUAUGGGUCCUGCACCUUUUGGGCCUGACCCAUCAUUAGUUCCUGGUGGUGGUCCAAGUUUCCAUUCUGUCAAACAGCCACAUGGAAAUCUUUCUGGGAGCAAUUUUUCACAAGGCCAAAUAAGACCUUCCUUUCCUCCUGGAAUGCCAACAACACCACAGACAGCUAAUAGUGGUCUUCCAUGUGGACAGGAGACUACAGUGCCCCACAUUCAAAACUAUCCUGGAUCAAGCCAGUCUCUUAUUCAGUUGUAUUCUGAUAUAAUUCCAGAAGAAAAAGGGAAAAAGAAAAGAAUAAGAAAAAAAAAGAAAGAUGAUGAUGCGGAGUCAACAAAGGCACCAUCAACUCCACAUUCAGAUAUAACUGCCCCUCCAACUCCAAGUAUUUCAGAGCCUACCUCAACCCCAACAAUGGUCACACCCAGUGAACUUAACCCUCAUCCCAUAGAUCCAGAGUCAUCAGAACCCCCUGGCUCUUCAACUACUAAUGAGGAGAUAAAUCAGCCAUCUUCAGAAUUAGAAGACAAUCUUUCCAAUAGUGGUUUUUCUCAGAGGAAUCCACAUCAUCAGUCCACUGAAGACUCAGAAUCUGUAAAGUUCACCUUGGAAGUCUCUAAAAAUAUUCAAGAAAUUAAACUGGAAAAGGCUGAGGCAGAACAAUGCCCUGGCCAAACUGAGCCCAAACUGGAGGAUCAAACUGGCAUUAAAAUAGAAGAAAAAGUUGUCUUAUCAGCCUCAUGUCCUACACAGUUAGUAAGUGUUCCUCCCUCAAAAGGAGAUUCAGGGAAUGAGCUUUUGAAACAUUUAUUGAAAAAUAAAAAGACAUCUUCCCUUUUAAAUAAAAAAUCUGAUGAUAACUUGAGAUUAGAAGAAGAACGUUCUGGCAAUACCAAAUUAAAUGAGAAACAUAAAUCAACUGAAGGUCUGCCAAUUCCAGGAAAUCAGAUACAAGCUGGUCUUGGAUGUGGAAAUAACUUGCUGACCAAAACAGAUUUACUAAGUGAAACCAAGAAGCAACGAAACAAACGGACUCAGAGGACUGGAGAAAAGGGAGCACCUCGUUCUAAGAAAAGAAAGAAGGAUGAAGAGGAAAAACAGUCUCUUUAUUCUAACACAGAAACAUUUGCCCACUUGAAACAGCAGCUCUCUCUGCUUCCUCUAAUGGAACCAAUCAUUGGAGUGAAUUUUGCACACUUUCUUCCUUAUGGCAGUGGCCAAUAUAAUAGUGGAAAUCGCCUUCUAGGAGCUUUUGGCAGUGCCACCCUUGAAGGGGUCUCAGAUUACUAUUCUCAAUUGAUCUACAAGCAGAACAACUUGAGUAACCCUCCCACACCUCCAGCUUCUCUCCCUCCUACUCCUCCUCCUGUCACCUGUCAAAAGAUGGCAAAUGGCUUUGCAACUACAGAGGAACUUGCUGGCAGAGCUGGAAUGUUAGUGGGCCAUGAUGUUACCAAAGCUCUUGGGCCUAAACAGUUUCCACUGCCCUUCAAACCACAGGAUGACCUCCUGGUCAGAGCUAUGGCCCAGGGCCCCCCCAAGACUGUGGAUGUUCCUGCUUCACUUCCAACACCCCCUCAUAACAACCAAGAAGAAUUAAGGGUACAGGAUCCAUGUAAUGAUAGGGAUACUCCUGAGAGUUUUGUUCCAUCUUCUUCUCCUGAAAGUGUGGUAGGAAUGGAAAUAAGCAGGUAUCCUGACCUGUCAUUGGUUAAAGAAGAACCUCCAGAGCCUGUCCCAUCUCCUGUCAUUCCAAUUUUGCCAAGCAGCACUGGAAAAGGUUCAGAAGCCAGACAAAAUGAUAUAAAAGCUGAGCCUGGUUCAGGCACCCUUUUUUUCACCUCUCCAUUUGGCCCAUCCCCAAAUGGGCCUAAAUCUGGCCUUAUAUCUGUGGCAAUCACUCUACAUCCCACAGCUGCUGAGAAUAUUAAUAGUGUUGUGGCUGCAUUUUCCGAACUUCUGCAUGUACGAAUUCCUAACAGUUACGAAGUCAGUAAUACUCCAGAUAUUCCUUCCCACAUGGCCUUGAUAAAUGGCUCCCGUGUAAACCCUGGCUUAGAAUAUCGGCAGCAGUUACUCCCACAUGCUCCUCCACCAGUAUCCAUAAGCCAUGGAAGACUAGUAGGCUCUUAUAAACUCAAACAACCAAAUAUGCCAUUUCCUCCAACAAGCAAUGGUUUAGCUGGUUAUAAGGAUCAUAAUCAAAAUAUUGCUGAUAACCCUGCACUCAGACCACAGUGGUGUUGUCAUUGUAAAGUGGUCAUUCUUGGUAGUGGUGUUCGGAAAUCUUUUAAAGGUCCAGGCUUUCUGAAACAGGAUUCCCAAGAAAGCUCUGAUAGAGGGGAAAAGGACAUUGUAUUUUGUAGUAAUAACUGUUUUGUUCUUUAUUCAACAACUGUACAAGGAAAAACCUCAGAACACAAGGAUUCCAUCCCCUCCUUGCCACACUCACCAACAAAAGAGAUGCCUCCUAAAGCAUUCCAUCAGUAUAAUACCAAUAUCUCCACUUUAGAUGUCCAUUGUCUCCCACAACUUCAGGAAAAAGUCUCUCCACCUGCAUCACCUCCCAUUACUUUUCCUCCUGCCUUAGAAGCAGCCAAAGUAGAGUCAAAGCCAGAUGAACUGAAAGUAACAGUAAAAUUGAAACCUCGUCUAAGAGCCAUCCAUAGUGCUUUUGAUGAUUGUAGACCACUAAGUAAGAAAUGGAAAGGGAUGAAAUGGAAGAAAUGGAGCAUUCAUAUUGUCAUUCCCAAGGGGACCUUCAAACCACCUUGUGAAGAUGAAAUUGAUGAGUUUCUGAAAAAACGUGGCACAUCCCUGAGACCUGAUCCUGUGCCUAAAGACUAUCGCAAGUGCUGUUUUUGUCAUGAAGAAGGGGAUGGACUAACAGAUGGGCCAGCACGGUUGCUUAACCUUGACUUAGAUCUGUGGGUCCAUUUGAACUGUGCCCUUUGGUCUACAGAGGUCUAUGAGACACAAGCUGGUGCCUUAAUAAAUGUGGAACUGGCCCUUCGGAGGGGCCUACAAAUGAAAUGUGUGUUCUGUCACAAAAUGGGCGCCACUGGCGGCUGUCACAGGUUUAGGUGCACUAACAUUUAUCACUUUACCUGUGCCAUUAAAGCACAAUGCAUGUUUUUUAAAGACAAAACAAUGCUUUGCCCCAUGCACAAGCCAAAGGGAACUCAUGAGCAAGAAUUAAGUUAUUUUGCAGUCUUUCGAAGGGUCUAUGUCCAACGUGAUGAGGUUAGGCAGAUCGCUAGCAUUGUGCAGCGUGGAGAACGUGACCACACUUUCCGAGUAGGAAGCCUCAUCUUCCACACAAUUGGUCAGCUGUUACCCCAGCAGAUGCAAGCAUUCCAUUCUUCGAAAGCUCUCUUCCCUGUUGGAUAUGAAGCUAGCCGACUAUACUGGAGUACGCGGUAUGCAAAUAGACGUUGUCGCUAUUUAUGUUCUAUUGAAGAGAAGGAUGGACUUCCCAUAUUUGUGAUCAAAAUUGUGGAGCAAGGCCAUGAAGAUCUUGUUCUUACUGAUACCUCUCCUAAAGGUGUUUGGGAUAAAAUUCUGGAGCCUGUUGCAUGUGUUCGAAAAGAAUCUGAAAUGCUUCAGCUCUUUCCUGGGUAUUUAAAAGGAGAAGAUCUGUUUGGUUUAACAGUCUCUGCUGUGGCAAGAAUAGCUGAAUCACUUCCUGGGGUUGAGGCAUGUGAAAACUAUACCUUCCGAUAUGGCCGGAACCCUCUCAUGGAACUUCCUCUUGCCAUUAACCCCACGGGCUGUGCCCGUUCUGAACCUAAAAUGAGUACUCAUGUCAAGAGGUUUGUGUUAAGGCCUCACACCUUGAAUAGCACCAGCACCUCGAAAUCCUUUCAGAGCACAGUCACGGGAGAGUUGAACGCCCCUUACAGCAAACAGUUUGUCCAUUCCAAAUCCUCUCAAUACCGGAAAAUGAAGACUGAAUGGAAAUCCAACGUAUAUUUAGCACGGUCUAGGAUUCAGGGACUAGGCUUAUAUGCUGCUAGAGACAUUGAAAAGCACACCAUGGUCAUUGAAUACAUUGGAACCAUCAUCCGAAAUGAAGUAGCAAACAGAAAAGAGAAGCUUUAUGAGUCUCAAAAUCGGGGAGUGUACAUGUUCCGCAUCGAUAAUGAUCAUGUCAUUGAUGCCACAUUGACAGGAGGGCCUGCAAGGUAUAUCAACCAUUCAUGUGCACCUAAUUGUGUGGCUGAGGUGGUGACUUUUGAAAGAGGACAUAAAAUCAUCAUUAGUUCUAAUCGAAGAAUCCAGAAAGGGGAAGAACUUUGUUAUGACUAUAAGUUUGAUUUUGAAGAUGACCAGCACAAGAUUCCAUGUCACUGUGGAGCUGUAAACUGCCGGAAAUGGAUGAACUAAAAUGCAUUCCUUGAUAUCUCAGAGGGCUGCUUGACCCUAGGAAGACACGAUUCAACACAAUUGAAUUUUCUGAACAGAAAAGGUUUUUUUAUGUUUGUUUGUUGUAUGAUUUAAAUCGCUUUUGGGAGUUGUGCUUUCUACAUGUAGUCCUUGGGUUAAGAAGCACCAGAAGGAAGCUAGCUCAGGCAGACUUCCCAAAGCUAAAUUACAGAUGGUCCAGCACCUUUGCUUUUGAGCUUCUUGAGGAGAAACUUUGACUGGGGUAGAGCCGAUGGCUGUCCUGCUCCAUGGCAGGGGAAGGGUAGGAGGGGAGGGGGCCUCCUAUGAAUGUAAGACUGAAAUCACCAGCGAAAGGGAGACGUCCAAAGUGCUGGCCACAGCCUUAUUUGAUAAAGGGGCAGGCCCUCUAAUUAAAAGAAAAUUUUAAAUAAAGUAGACACCACUGAACAAGGAAUGUACUGAAAUGACUUCCUUAGGGAUAGAGCUAAGGGAUAAUAACUUGCACUAAAAUACAUUUAAAAUACUUGAUUCCAUGAGUCAGUUUAUUGUAGUUUUUGAUUUCUGUAAAAUAAGAGAAACUUUUUGUAUUUAUUAUUGAAUAAGUGAAUGAAGCUAUUUUUAAAAAACAAAAGUUAGAAGAAAGCCAAGCUGCUGCUGUUACCUGCAGAACUAACAAACCCUGUUACUUUGUACAAAUGUGUAAAUAUUUUGAGAAGAAAAUUACAGUAUAAAAAAUAGUUAUUGACCAAAUGCUACCAGGCUCUGCAGCAGCUCGGGUGCUUAUACAAUGUUGAUGGGGAUGUUACAAUAUGAUCUCGUGUUACUAAACAUGCCAUUAUAACAAUUAUGUAGUAACCAAAAUUUCAACUUACAAAGCUUUUUUUGUUUGUUUUUCUGGAGGCCCGACUGUGUCACCUGUUAGUACUUCAUUGUCUCAUAUACUUUCAGGCUGGUAGAAAGACAGACUCACUCACAUACUAUGACAACUUUUCUAGAUGUUUUAAUAAUUGAGAUUAAUUUUUUUCAUAUUAUAUUGUUGCAUCCCUACUUCAGUCAGGUUUUUUUUGUGUGUGUGUGUGCUUACAAUUUGUGAUAACUGUGAAUAACUGCUUAAAAAAAUAAACCCACCCAAACUGAAGCUGAACUCCUCCUCCCCUACCCCUACCCCCCUUCCUGCAACAAAAGUAGUUUUAAUUAGGUCAUUGGUUCAGGCCACAAAUGAAUCAUGUAAACAUAAUAGGAUCAUGUAGAAAGAGAGCUUAAAAUUUUUCCCCAAAGCCUUCUAUUUAAGGAAAACACAUUUAAAAGGAAAAAAAAAAAGAAUUAUGUGUGCAGCUGCAGGACUCUGGCAACAGGGGUUUGGAAAAUGUAAUUUAAAGAUGUGUUUGUAUGGACUGUUUUUGUUUACAUUUCUUUUAUAAAAAAAUAAACACUGUUUGUGUUUGCUUGUAGAAACUUAAUCAGCAUUUUGAACCAGGUUAGCUUUUUAUUUUAUACUUAAAAUUCUGGUACUGACACUUCACAGGCUAAGUAUAAAAUGAAGUUUUUUUUUGUGUGCACAAUUAAAGUGGACUGUAAAACUGUUAGUAUAUCAGUGGUACAGUUCUAAACUUGUAUUGUAUAUGGCAUGAUGUAUUUUUAUCUUACAGAAUAAAUCAAUUGUAUAUAUUUUUCUCUUGAUAAAUAGUUGUAUGAAAUUGUUUCUUGAAUAUUUUUCUUCUCUUGUACAAAUAUUCCAACAUCCUACCAGUAUUUGUCUUACAGGAUUUUUUUUUUUCUGUUCUGUAUAAUAGUACCUAAUGUUGGCAAAAAAAAUUUUUUGAAUUUUUUGAAGUAUACAGAGUGUUAUGGGUUUUGGAAUUUGUGGAAACAGAUUUAGAGGAUCAGCAUUUACAAAUAAAAUAUUUUACAUCUAUAA